AUGGUCAUCAAUCCCACCUACCUCGCGCAGCGGACGCGGCAGUCUGUGAAUUGGAAUGAUGCGCAGAGGCGGGUUGCGAAGAGCUAUCGGGAGUGGAUUCGUUCUGCCCCGGAGAUCCAGACGAUGUACUCGCUGAACAUUUCGGUUGGCGAGCUGCGGACGAAGAUGAGGGAGCAGUUUGAGCGACACCGUUAUGUGAAGCAGUUGCCCGUGGUGGAUAUGCUGUUGUUCCAGAGCCAUGCGGAGUACCAGGAAACCCUAAACUACUGGAAGCAACUCCCCCACAUCCUCAAGUACUUCCGCGCCGAGGAGGACCCCACCGCGCAUCUCCCCAAGAACUUCAUGAGCGGUUUCCUCGAGGGCCGGAAUUAG
Pseudogymnoascus destructans is the source of this 372-nucleotide messenger RNA. RefSeq lists its product as uncharacterized. The coding region runs from base 1 to 372 and encodes 123 amino acids. NCBI's taxonomy places the organism in Eukaryota, Fungi, Ascomycota, Leotiomycetes, Thelebolales, Thelebolaceae. Gene Ontology annotation, biological process: response to oxidative stress. The transcript has 4 exons. The record is from RefSeq and is a predicted model, not a curated record.